UUUUAACACUUUGAUUCUAACUAUUUGGUAUGAUUUGUUUAUUUUAGUUUUUAUUUGAACUUUUUGGAAUGGCUGCCAAGAAAUGCUGCCCAGCCCUGCUUAGCAUCAAAAUUUCAACGUUUCGAAACACUAGUUUUUGAAUUAAAUUUGAAUUGGCGCAUGCCGCGGAUCCAUGUGCGAUGACUCGGCGUAGUCCGCGAUCAGACCUCGAAGCGUAAGGCAACAGAAGAACCCCAAGUAGACGAAGCUCGAACAAGAAACAAGAAAGAAGCGUAUUAGCAAAUCCACUUUCGAUUCAGUGACUAGCAAAUUAAAGUACGUGGAAGUCGUUGAAUUCGAAUUAAUGAAAAACCUUUUCUUGACCUCUCGACUAACGACUACGUGUGUGAUUUAAAAGCAGAACAUGGAAGUACUUCUACGCAUUCUGGCAACGUUGCUAACCUAUUUGGGCUUAUUAGUUGACACGAUAUUGGGGUUUAUGCGUCCACGACAAGCGCCAAAUUAUCCACCCAUCAAAGAUCCCGUACUCCUCAAAUCAGUUAUCGAGUUAGUGCUCGAUUUGAAGCGUGAUCUGCUGACGUCGGAACAAUUGGUCAAGGCGUACAUUGCACGAGUGCGGGAAGUGAAUCCAUCUCUCAAUGCGGUCAUUGAGGAGCGCUUCGAGGCCGCGCUGCAGGAGGCAAGGCAUGCGGAUGAGCUAAUUGCCAAUGCGAAAAACGAAUACGACCGCGUGGCACUCUUCACACGUUAUUCCCUGCUGGGCAUUCCCUUCACCGUCAAGGAGUCCUGCGGCCUCAAGGGACUCUCGUUUUCUGUGGGCAGUGUGGUGCGCAAGGGCAUGAAGGCGCCCCGAGAUGGCGAUGUUGUGGCACUGGUGCGCGCCGCCGGUGGCAUUCCUUUGCUGGUCUCGGCCAAUCCGGAGUUUUGCAUGAGUUUCGAGACAAACACGGUGCUCAAUGGACGCUGUCUGAAUCCAUAUGAUCUUGCACGCACCACGGGCGGCUCAUCGGGGGGUGAGGCAGCAUUGAAUGGCUGUGGCGCCUCCACGUUUGGCAUUGCUUCCGAUAUUAGCGGGUCCAUUCGAUUGCCCGCCAUGUUUUGCGGCGUCUAUGGCCACAAGCCCACCGGUGGCUUAACCUCUGUUCAUGGACAUUUUCCGUACUCGACUAUAGAUGAGAAUUUCCCCAAUUUGCUACAGAUUGGACCUAUCACACGCUUUGCCCGCGAUAUGCCGCUGCUACUGGAGAUCAUGGCCGGCGAUAACAAGCACAAGCUCAACUUUGCCGAGCCUGUGGCGCUCAAGGAAAUUAAGAUACAUUAUGCCUAUGGCUUCUCGGGCACAAACAGUCUGACGCAUCCCAGCGUGCACCCAGAAAUCCAACUUGCUGUUGCACGCGCCGUUAAAUGUUUUGAAAAGGCCGGAUUAACUACAAAAAAUCUGGAUAUGAGUUUUCUGGACAACUCAAUGGAGGUUGCGCUCGUGGGCCUGCUAGAUCUCAAAGGUUUGCCGAGCAUAGUGACGCAACAGGCGCAUCGAGCGCCCAAAAUGAAACUGCUAUGGAUCGAGUUGUUCAAUUCUAUCAUUGGACAUUCACUGUUCACUAAGGAGGCCAUCUUUAUAGAGCUGAUGCAACGUCUGAAUGGCUUCAUGAGUGCCGAUCACAUGGAACAAUAUCGCGAGGAAGCCCGCUCAAUUAAGACAUAUCUAACAGAACUGCUUGGCGAUCGCGGCGUUCUUUUGUUGCCCACUUUCCACGAUACCGCUCUCAACUUUCACACGUCACUGUUCAAUAUCACGGGGAUUGAUAACCUGCUUAUCUUCAAUGUGCUCGGAUUUCCGGCCACGCAAGUUGCCAUGGGUUUCACUCAGCGGGGCAUGCCCAUCGGCAUUCAGGUGGUGGCGGCGCCGUAUCAGGAUAAGCUUUGUCUGCAAAUCGCUGCCGAGCUGGAGGGCGCUUUUCGCGGUUGGGCGCCACCAGUGCGCCAUCAGUUGACGUAAUAAUAAAAUAAAUUGGAAAAAUACUUUUACACCAAACACUUUAAUGGCUGAGGUUACGGCAUAUAUUUUUUUUCUAAAUAAAUGCUAUGAGCAAAAAUAAAACA
Molecule: messenger RNA, 2103 nt
Organism: Drosophila nasuta
Lineage: Eukaryota; Metazoa; Arthropoda; Insecta; Diptera; Drosophilidae
Product: fatty-acid amide hydrolase 2-A
Exons: 6
Coding region: 404-1999 (531 amino acids)
Cellular component (GO): endomembrane system
Source: RefSeq, a predicted model, not a curated record